AUGGUUAACACUAUUUCUAUAUUUGAACAUCCCCUGGUUUUAUGGUUGUGGGGUACUCAACUCCCAUCCAGGAAUUCUACUAAAAAAGAAUUCAAAAAACAGCCAAAGAUCCAGCCUUCUACGGACAGGUAAGGGAAUAGCUGCUACAGCCAUCGUAUUAGAUAGGGUUAUUAAAAGAUGGUGGUCAGAGUAAGAUAGAGAUUGGAAUAAAGGAUGGUUUGUUAAUAGGCAUCAUCUCUAUAAAUAACAUAGAUUUCCUGUACAUUUAAUAGUUCCAUCUUGAAAUUAAUGGGAGUAAUAUAAGGGUUAAAAUCCUUAAUAUGUGAAUUGAAUUUUCAUCUGUUAAGAAGAGUACCUAUCAGAUAAGCUAAAACAUGCAAACCAAUGAAUGUGUGUGGCGUAGUCCAUUUGUAGUGAUACAAUUUGAAAUAAAAUAAGCAGGCAUGAUAAACAGGGGUGCAAAAAAAAAAGUUAAAUCUGUAGAAAUUAAUAAAUGUGUUUUGAGACCCUGAUCAGACAGCACCAUCCUGGGAUGAAAUGCAGGAUGACAUUAAUUUGAAAAAUCAAAGUUAAUUAGUUAACCACACAAAUAAUAAUUUAAAACGUCACUUUUAAUAAGUCAAUUAAAAGUCCCUUUCUAGUGGGGACACUAACCACACACACUAUCAUACAAAAAAAAUUAAACACAAAAUAAUAAUAAUAAAGAUGAUAAACAAAAAAUAAUAAUAAAUCAUAACUAGAUGAUUUCACUAAAAGGAAAUUGUAUAGUUAGGUACCUUCUAUGGACAUAACAGCCCCUUGAAUAAAGUCCUAUAGUAUAAUUAUCUUAAAUCACAUAAGUGAAUUUAUGUAUAAAGUUUUCCACUUAUUGUCAAAUAGGUACAUGUAAGGGUAGAUGAAUCUAUGCGCUAGUGUAUUAUAGGCAGGUAAUUAUUCUGGAUGAAGGAUAAUAUCCCCUAGAUAUUCUAGAAUUUCUAUUAGCUUUACAUUCCCCUUGGUGUUAAUUCACCCGUUUACUAAUUUGUAACCAUUCACACAGUUAAACUAAUGGACCAAAUAUAACAUUUAUUGCUUGUUAUUGUAGCUGUAAUUUACUAUUAUGGUUACUGUACGGUCUGAAGUUAAAGUACAGGGAAUCUCCUGUUGGUUAAAUGUUCAUAUCUCAAUUCCCAAGACCCCACCGGAAGAAAUAAGUGCACUAUCUAUAUCCCGACCUCGUUGGCUACAAACUAAUGUAGAUCAUAGAGUAACCCGUUUGUGUUGUAUCAUAAAAGGAAGGAGAAGGGGGAAAGAACAAAAGAUUCUUACAUGCUCUCCCUGUUGUGCCUUCAAGGGCACCUUCUGUCAAUGGAACAUAUCCUCACUAUCCCUAGCCUAUUAAUACCCCAAAUACCGGCCCCCCCACGUCAAUGGUAUAGCAAGGGGAGACGGCUUGUUGGAGAAAUGAAUGCCCUUAUUAAGAACUCCUCUAAUAUACGGGAGAUUUUAUGAUCAGAUAGUAGAUAAAUCUGCUUUAGCAUCUCAUAGAUUGGCAAUCUUAAUGAUGUACUCAUCUAUUCCCUACAGCACCCUAAACGCCCUGAUGCGCGUUUCGCCUGUCAGCUCAUCAGAGGGAAACCGGGAACCUCACUUUCCCGGUGAUACACCCUUAAAAACCGGGAAAGGCUCCUCUUCUCUUCCUUUUUUCUAAUUCAAAACACAAAUAAUAAUGCAUAAUAUAUAAUGGCUUCUUUUACCAUCUCCUAAACACACUCGGUUAUUCCAGAAAUAGAAUUUCAAAUGUAUGAAAUAUUAAAAUUCAUUAAUCACUUUUUCUUUCUUAAAUAGGCUUAAAGCUGAGCCCCAGAUAUUACCCCAGGUAUCACCUAAUCUGGAUGUUUGUCCAGAUCCUGAGAAGGGUAAGAAAUGGGAGCCAUGGAAGCAGAAAGGUGGGCUUGUGAAAGAAACUCGAAAAAUGUACCAACAUGGCAGAAAGAGUCUUCGCUUUCCCCCUUCUGUUACAUCUAAAUUUGCAGAGCUUGAUGAAAGGUAAAUACUGUAUGAUCAUAAUAAUCAAUGGGGGAGGGGGGAAUCUUGUGCUUUUUUUCUGUUGUUGAUGUUUUGUUUUAACAAAUUCACAUGUUAAUCUCUAUACUGCUGUAAGAAUGAACCUGACCAUUUUGUGUUUUGUGUUUUUCUUUAAAAGCUUUAGACGUACCUUUGUCAGCUAUGGAAUAGAGCAUAAGAUUCCUGAAGUACCAUACUAUAUUCGGGUGACUCCAACAAAAACCAACAAACUGAAGACGUGUGCUCAGCUACCUAGGUAAGUGUAUCAUGAGACACAGAAUAACUGACCACAAUGCUAUUAGGACAUCCAAAUGAAACUGCAGUGUCCUCAGUAAGCCAAUACCCUGGUUCCCUCACUGGCUGUCUGUGUACACUGAAAACCAAUGAGAGAAAAAACUCAGACAGAGAAAGAUGUCAAUAAUCUUUCUGAACCAACAUUUCCUAAAAACACUCAGUUAUUCCAGAAAUAUAUCAUCCACUGUGUGAAAUAUGAAACUUCACUAAUCACGUUUUCUUUCUUAAAUAGGCUACCUCUUAAAGCUGAGCCCCAGAUAUUACCCCAGAUAUCACCUAAUCUGGACGUUUGUCUAGAUCCUGAGAAGGGUAAGAAAUGGGAGCCACGGAAGCAGAAAGGUGGGCUUGUGGAAGAAACUCGAAAAAGUUACCAACAAGGCAUAAAGAGACUUCGCUUUCCCCCUUCUGUUACAUCUAAAUUUGCAGAGCUUGAUGAAAGGUAACUACUGUAUUAUCAAAUUAAUCAAUGGGGGAAUCUUGUGCAUUUUUCUAUUGUUGAUAUUUUGUUUUAACAAAUUUACAUUUUAACCUCUACGAUGGGUGAUAUAAGAAGUAGACUGACCAUUUUGUGUUUUGCGUUUUUCUUUAAAACCUUUAGACGUACCUAUGUCAGCUUUGGAAAACAGGAUAAGAUUCCCGAAGUACCAUACUAUAGUCGGGUGACUCCAACAAAAACCAACAAACUGAAGACGUCUGCUCAGCUACCUAGGUAAGUGUAUCAUGAGACACAGAAUAACUGACCACAAUGUUAUUAGGACAUCCAAAUGAAACUGCAGUGUCCUCACUAAGCCAAUACCCUGGAUCCCUCACUGGCUGGCUGUGUACACAGAAAACCAAUGAGAGAAAAACCACAGAUAGAGAAAGAUGUCAAUGCUCUUUCUGAACCAACAUCACAAUUCAGUGGGGAGUACUACGGCAACGUAACUUACUAAGCAUUACCUAAUUUCCAUAAGGAAUGCAUUUCAAAAUAAACAGAAGCUUUUAUGGUGCAAAGUAAACUACUGAAAUUGCAGUAACCAGAAUCGAAUAUAUUAAACAUAAAUGAUCUGAUAGUGCCACUUUAAUCUGUCACAAGUCUAAAGGACAUUCUUUGUCAUACGUCUACGGCGAUGUAAGUGGACAGUGGCUGCAGGCAUCCUAAUAGAUAGGGUUAUUGGAAGAUGGAGGUCAGAGAUAGGUCACAAUAUGACCCAAAUAAUAAUGACUUAUUUUAUCAUCUCCUAAACACACUCAGUUAUUCCAGAAACAAAACAUCCAAUGUGUGAAAUAUAAAACUUCACUAAUCACUUUUUCUUUCCUAAAUAGGCUACCUCUUAAAGCUGAGCCCCAGAUAUUGCCCCAGGUAUCACCUAAUCUGGACGUUUGUCUAGAUCCUAAGAAGGGUAAGAAAUGUGAGCCAUCAAAACAGAAAGGUGGGCUUGUUGAAGACAUUCUAAAAAGUUACCAACAAGGCAUAGAGAGACUUCGCUUUCCCCCUUCUGUUACAUCUAAAUUUGCAGAGCUUGAUGAAAGGUAAAUACUGUAUUAUCAAAUAAAUCAAUGGGCGGAAUCUUGUGCAUUUUUCUAUUGUUGAUAUUUUGUUUUAACAAAUUUACAUUUUAACCUCUACAAUGGGUGAUAUAAGAAGUAGACUGACCAUUUUGUGUUUUGCAUUUUUCUUUAAAACCUUUAGACAUACCUAUGUCAGCUUUGGAAAACAGGAUAAGAUUCCCGAAGUACCAUACUAUAUUCGGGUGACUCCAACAAGAACCAACAAACUAAAGAUGUCUGCUCGGCUACCUAGGUAAGUGUAUCAUGAGACACAGAAUGAUUGACCACAAUGCUAUUAGGACAUCCAAAUGAAACUGCACUGUCCUCAGUAGGCCAAUACCCUGGUUCCCUCACUGGCUGGCUGUGUACACAGAAAACCAAUGAGAGAAUAAAUACAGACAGAGAAACAUGUCAAUUCUCUUUCUGAACCAACAUCACAAAUCAGUGGGGAGUGCUACGGCAACGUAACUUACUAAGCAUUACCUAAUUUCCAUAAGGAAUACAUUUCAAAAUAAACAGUAGCUUUUAUGGUACGAAUAAACUACUGAAAUUGCUGUAACCAGAAUCGAAUAUAUGAGACAAAUGAUCUGAUAGUGUCACUAUAAGCUGUCACAAGUCUAGAGGAUAUUCAUUGUCAUACGUCUACGACAGGGGUGGGGAACCUUCGGCCCUCCAGAUGUUCUGGACUACAUCUCCAUUGAUGCUUUGCCAGUAUUAUGGCUGUAAGAGCAUUAUAGGAGAUGCAGUCCAAAACAUCUGGAGAUUCCGAAGGCUCCCUGGUCUACGGAGAGGUAAGUGGACAGUGGCUGCAGGUAUCAUAUUAAAUAGGGUUAUUAGAAGAUGGAGGUCAGAGUUCGAUAAAAAUUUGAAUAUAGGAUGGUUUGCUCAUGGGCAUCACCUCUAUAAAUAACAUAGCUUUCCUUUAGAUGUAACAGUUUCAUCUUAAAAUGAAUGGGAGUAAUAUACGGGUUAAAGUACUUAAAAUAUUAAUGAAUUUCAUCUUUUAGUUAUUUUUCACAACACACAAGAUAAAAAAUGAACUAAAAAAUGAAUGUGUGUAGCCUAGCCCAUUUGUAGUGAUUGAAAUUAAAUAAGCAGGCAUGGUAUACUGGGGUGGAAUAAAUAAAUAAAAUAUAUAGGAAUUAAAAAAGGUUUUUGAGGUCCUAAUCAGACAGCACCAACAGGGAUGAAAUGCAGGAUGAAAUUAGUCCAGACAUUUCAUAGGUUUUACAAAUCAAAUUGAAUUAUUUAACCAUUACAAUACGACCCAAAUAAUAAUAAUGUAUAAUAUAUAAUGGCUUCUUUUAUCAUCUCCUAAACACACUCAGUUAUUCCAGAAACAAAACAUCCAAUGUGUGAAAUAUGAAACUUCACUAAUCACUUUUUCUUUCCUAAAUAGGCUACCUCUUAAAGCUGAGCCCCAGAUAUUGCCCCAGAUAUCAUCAAAUCUGGAUGUUUGUCCAGAUCAUGUAAAGGGUAAGAAAGGGGAGCCAUGGAAACAGAAUGGUGGGUUUGUGGAAGAAAUUCUACACAAUUUCCAACAAGGCACAAAGAGACUUUGCCUUUCCCCUUCUGAUACAUCUAAAUUUGCAGAGCAUGAUGGAAGGUAAAUACUGUAUUAUCACAUUAAUCAAAAGGGGGGUGGGUGGGAGGGGGAUUGUUGAUUUUUGUUUUAACAAAAUGAGAUUUAACCUCUAUGAUGGGUGCUGUAAUAAAUAGCCUGACCUGUUUUUUUGUGUGUUUUUCUUCAAAAGCUUUAGACAUAACAUUAAUGUCAGAUAUGGAAAAGAGGAGAAGAUUCCCGAAGUAGCAUGCUAUAUUCGGGUGACUCCAACAAAAACCAACAAACUAAUGACAUGUGGUCAGCCACCUAGGUAAGUGUAUUAUGAAACACAGAAUGAUUGACCAUAUAUACAUACAUAUAUACAAAUAAAACUGCAGUGUCCUCAGUAAGCCAAUACCCUGGUUCUCUCACUGGCUGUCUGUGUACACAGAAAACCAAUGAGAGAAGAACCACAGAUAGAGAAACAUGUCACUGCUCUUUCUGAACCAACAUCACAAAUCACUGGGAAGUACUACGGCAAUGUAACUUACUAAGGAUGACCUAAUUUCCAUAAUGAAUGCUUUGUAAAAUAAACAGAAGCUUUUAUGGUACAAAAUAAACUACUGAAAUUGCUGUAACCAGAAUGUAUUAUAUGAAAUAUAAAUGAUCUAAUAGUGUCACUAUAGUUGUGCGAUAACUGAUAAAUACAAAGUGAUAGGUUGGCUGACAGACCAAAGUGAGAGGAUAGCUGAAGAGGAAUAAGAUAAGUGACAAAAUGGGCUGAUGGAUGGAAAGGGAGGAAAGGAUAGAAUUGUUACGAUUGUAUUUUGACUUUUCCUAUUUAAUUGCAGGGACCCAUUCCGUUUUACUAAAGUAAAGCCUACAUUACUUCCAAGACAAAACAUAGCAACUGAAAAGGCUGAAAGUGUCCCAGAAAAGGAAGUGGUCAAAAAAGGACCAGAAAAUGAAAAAGAUUCUGCUGAGUAUUAUAAACAGAAUACUAUUCUACAGCCUGAACUUGUCACAAGUCUAGAAGAUAUUCCUUGUCAUUUGCUGCAGUCUAUGUCUCUAGAGCCUACAGCUGUUGUCACAUGUUUAGAAAACUACAAUUCUCUAGAAUGCCCUGUUUGCACUAUUGAACCUCAUACAAAUAGAUUGACAGAGGAUAUGCCAGUGAACCUUAGUCAUCCACAGUCCACUUUCAGUUCAUCUAACCCUACAAAUCUAGAUUCACAGAACCCAGUCACAGGUCAUUGUCAUUUGCUGCAGUCUAUGUCUCUAGAACCUACAGAGGUUGUCAUGUGUUUAGAAGACAACAAUUCUCUCGAGUGCCCUUUUCGUACUAUCGAACCUCAUACAAGUGAAUUGACAGAUGAGUUGACAGUAAACCUUGAUCAGCCACAGUCCACGUUAAGUUGUCCAUCUGAGCCUACAAAUAUAGAUUCUCAGGACCCAGUCACAGUUGGUCCUUCAGUGCAGUCUAUGUCCCUAAAGGCUACAGAGGUUGUCACAUGUUUAGACAACAUUUCUCUAGAGUGCCAUGUUUGUGCAAUCGAACCUCAUAUUCUGCCACAGUCCACUUCAGGUUGUCAUCCUGAGCCUACUAAUUUAGAUUCUCUGGAGACUGUCACAGUUCAGGAACAGAGUAUUCUUCUUGAUGUCCCAGUUUGUCCUGCUAAACCACACACUAAUGAAAUGUUAGAGGAGCUGCCAGUAAACUCUGCCACUGUGAUUUAUCCCUCUGAGAUGACUUUGGAUUUCCCCACUGUUAAGCAUGAGGAGUUGUUUCUAAUUAAGCAAGAGGGCACCCCUGAGCAGAAGCAAAUUGAGAUAGAGAAUAAUCAGCCUGCAUCAUAUAGGAGCCUGAGCUGUGACCCUAAAAAACAAGGAUUGCCAGAAACAGAAGAAAAAGAACAACCUGGUAAGGCUGAUGUGGUUCCAAAGCCAAUUACAGAAAGCCAAGACCUUGCAGUACCUUCACUCCAAAAUAAGUUGGAUAUCAAAGCAAAGGUAGAAAGGGUAUCCUACGACAGGAAUUUCUUGCUCCAAUUCAAAUCGAUCACGGAGGAACCAAAGGACUUUUCUGAAAUCUGUAAAAUCCACCAAGGCAUGGUUAUUAGACCUCACCUUCGGCCAGUGGAUCCAUCACAAUUAACUCGCAGAAAUUGGACACCUCAAUCUGCAAAUUCCUGCUACCCUUCUAAGGGUAAUCGCAGAUUGCCACCGGGAAUCCAUCAAAUGAGGUCUCCGCAAGCUCCUGUUAAAGAACAUCGACGAAUCCUUGAACUAAAUGAGAAUGUGAAACUGCAAAAAUGUGAAAAAGCUUGGAGACCUCCCAUGAAAAGGGCAACCGAAGAUCCCAGUAGAGUCAAGGCUGAAGAACUGUUUCGGAAAGUUCGCGGUAUCCUGAAUAAGAUAACUCCUCAGACAUUCGAGCACUUAAUUCACCAGGUAAAGGACCUCUCUGUAGACACAGAGCAUCAACUUAAAGGAGUCGCAGAACUCAUAUUUGAAAAAGCAGUAGCAGAGCCUCAUUUUGCUGUUAUAUAUGCAAACAUGUGCAACUGGCUAAUGAGGCUUGAAGUCCCAACUGAAGAAAAUCGUGACGUGUGCAUUACAUUCCGCAGGCUGCUGAUAAGGCUCUGCCAGGUGGAGUUUGAGAGACGUGAAAAAGGUGGUGAAAGAAUUGAAGAACUUCAGAAGGAACUGGAGGCAACUAUAUCACCUAAUGAAAAGGCUCGAAUAAAGGAAGAAUUGAGUGAUGCCUGUAAAAGAGCACUCAGGCGAUCCCUUGGAAACAUCAAAUUUAUUGGGGAGCUAUUUAAAUUAAAGUUACUCUCAGAAGCCACCAUAAAAGACUGCCUUAUUAAGCUACUAAAUAAGAACACCGAGGAGUCCAUGGAAUGCAUCUGCCAGUUGUUGACAUCAGUUGGAAAACACCUUGAAAAUGCACAGCCUGGCAUGGACAAUUAUUUCAACAAGCUUAAUACCUUUAUUAAAAACAAGACCUCUUCUAGGAUUAGAUUUUUGGUGCAGGAUGUGCUGGACCUGAGGAAAAAUAACUGGGUACCACGACACAAACCUGAGGGGCCAAAAACAAUUGACCAAAUUCAUAAAGAGUCAGAACAGGAAUCCAAAAAAAAAGUUCAGUAA
This is a messenger RNA of Pelobates cultripes (western spadefoot toad), 8566 nucleotides long. The record is from the annotation of a GenBank genome assembly. Lineage: Eukaryota; Metazoa; Chordata; Amphibia; Anura; Pelobatidae.